Molecule: messenger RNA, 1418 nt
Organism: Sander lucioperca (pikeperch)
Lineage: Eukaryota; Metazoa; Chordata; Actinopteri; Perciformes; Percidae
Gene: alkal1
Product: ALK and LTK ligand 1
Exons: 6
Coding region: 699-1169 (156 amino acids)
Biological process (GO): positive regulation of ERK1 and ERK2 cascade; positive regulation of ERK5 cascade
Molecular function (GO): receptor tyrosine kinase binding; receptor signaling protein tyrosine kinase activator activity
Source: RefSeq, a predicted model, not a curated record
UUCAUAAUUUUAAAAAGCUCUAUCAUAAUUAUAGAUUCAUAGAAGGGUGGAAAACUGCCGGAUGGCUGCUCCUGAAGGCGCAUUCUCUGCUGCGCUUAGGCGGUCACAAGACUUGGACAUCGGUGAGCAAAAACAUCGACAUGCUGACAGGUCAUCUAGAAGCUUACAGGCCCACAGAUUCUUCUCUUCUCUGUAUCCAACAUCCAACAAGUUGGUCCAUUUGGAAAACGACUGUCCUGCGCGGUGCUGCGCCACGGUAUGGGUCUUUGUCGUUUAUUUUCUUCAAUGGAAAUUUCAGUGGGGCUCUUUUUUAAUUGUUAAACCAUUACUCUGUCUGGAAAGGGUAAUUUUUAUUUGGAGCUGAAUAGUCCUGUUAACCUACAACUAGUGAUGUUUUGGUGCGUAAAGGAGGGGCGCAUGCCAAAGUGAGCGAAUGCCACUGGAAGAAAUUGCACCAAAGAUGUCAACAUUGCCUUACCACCCACACGAAAUCGAUUGUAUUACCUUCAACAAGGUGGCUCCUCGUAUAAAUAGGGACGCAUUAUUUCAAGAAAGACGGUGGUGAGCACAAUCUGCUGGCUGUACUCUUUCUCUCUCCUAUCCGGACCACAGACAACGCCUGGAAGAAUUUGCUGAAGACAACUGUGUCCACUCUCCAGGACAUAAGCAUCUUUAACUCCUAAACUAACACUGAAGUCAUGCAGGUGGAGAGGAAAUGGCACAUUUUGUUUACUAUCUUCUUUCUGCUCAUUACCUCGGGCCAGUGUAUGGACAGCAAGGACUUCAAGCAGAAAGAAAGAAGGACCCUGUUGGAUCUAAUCUUACAGGUUAUUAGAGACAGUCAGCAAAGGGACAAACCCGUCUUCAGGCGCUGUAGCAGUGGACUCACUUCAGCCCAAGACAUGAAGUUCUCCUCCCGGGAAAAGCCUUUCUAUGUUCCUAGGCUGGAUAACAGUAGACUCAUAGAAAUUGUUCCUAGAGAUGUAAACAUGAAAGGCAAAUUCAUUCAGCAUUUCACAGCAGGACCAGUCAAGUUCUCGUCGGAGUGCAGAACACACUUUCAUAGACUUUAUCACAACACAAGGGAUUGCUCAAGACCAGCAUAUUACAAAAGAUGUGCAAGACUGCUAACACGAUUAGCAAUGAGUCCCCUCUGCAUGCAAUCGUAGAUUUUGCAUGUAAUAAUGGAAGAGGGAUCAAUGUGUUGCCAAGGAAGUGCCUUCAAAUCCAUAGCAGUCAUAUUAACAUUGUUAUGUUUAUAGUGUUUCUAUUUUUGUUGUUUUUGUUGUCAUUAUUGUAAAUGCUGAUGGACAUUGUUGGUUUUUCAAUGGAUGUGCUUUUUAUUUUAAUGUACCUGUGUGUACCAUAUAUUUGUGAGGAGACAUUCAUUUAAUAUUAAAUGCACCUAUUUAUUGAAA